This is a messenger RNA of Penaeus indicus, 3198 nucleotides long. Its product is annotated as sprouty-related, EVH1 domain-containing protein 2-like. Gene Ontology annotation, cellular component: cytosol; membrane. NCBI's taxonomy places the organism in Eukaryota, Metazoa, Arthropoda, Malacostraca, Decapoda, Penaeidae. The transcript has a single exon. Gene Ontology annotation, biological process: animal organ development; negative regulation of fibroblast growth factor receptor signaling pathway; negative regulation of MAP kinase activity. Bases 307 to 1059 code for a protein of 250 amino acids. The record is from RefSeq and is a predicted model, not a curated record.
AUAAACAACCUUGACAGUGAUGGUGAUUUGCAGGCGGUGAAUCUUCCGGUGGAUAGAGAUGGGUCACGGACGAACUCGUCUGGGUCGGUCACCACCUGCGGCAGCAGCCGUCACACACCCACCGCUACUCCCCUCCCCACCCCAGACCAUCCCCCCCACUACCCCUACCACCACCACCACCAUCACCACUACCCACCACCAGGAGGUGGAGUGGGGGGGAUCGGAAGCGCAGGGGGAACGGCUAUAUCAACAACAAACACUUCUCCAAGCUCCACCAUUUCCAACCUUGCCAUCACCACGGUCGGGAUGCAGCCCCAGUCACACAGCCACUCCCACGCCAACCACCUGCACCGCAUCACCUUCCCCUCCCGGCCCCGGCCUCCAUUGCCACAGAACAACAACCCCCUCGACAAGCCCCUUGAUCUGGACGGCGACCACAAGGCGGGCAGCCCUCCAGACAUGCCCCAAGACCAGGACAAGAUCGAGGUCACGGGAGACACGUACUCCUACGUGCAGUGCACGAUGCACCACGAAUACAGCUACCCGGUGGUGGAGGGCAUCAAGGCAGAGAAGAGAGAUAGCAUAGCAUCCCUGAAAAAGCAGCAGCAACUCGAGCUUGCCGGGGCGACGCACCCUCAGCCAUGUCCUCCAACGAAUCAUGGUAAGAGGCCACGAAAGAGAGACCGCAGAGGCAGAAAGUUCAUCAAGGCCCGCUGUCGGCACUGUCAGGAAACCUUUACAUAUGAUAAAAAUUCCCGGGGCAGCUGCGAAUACGCACCAGACUGUGUACGUACAGCCAUUGAUACACUUACAUGCAUCUCUUGUGCACACGGUAUGUUAUAUCAUUGCAUGAGUGAUGCAGAAGGUGACUUUGCUCACCGUCCAUGUGAAUGUGGGGGCCCUGGAGGCACGACGGAUGAGUUGUGCGGGCGACGGUGGCUCGGAUUAACCUUGUUAUCCUUAUUGGUGCCGUGCUUGUGGUGCUACAUACCGCUGCGAGCAUGUCACCGAUGCGCUGUCGCCUGCAGAUUGUGUGGUGGCCGACAUGAGGCCUCCUGACUCACCGCCCCCACACAUGCCCAAGAGGAUGAGGAAGAGGAUGAUGACGAUGACGAGGAGGAAGAUACGGUUUUCACGGUAACUGGAAGCCCCACGCUGCUCUCCCCACAACAGUGGUGUGAUCAGGGGAGCAGUUCCCAGCAGUCGGGCGUCGGAAUGGGCAUGCAUGUGGAGAAAAACCAAACCAGUUAAUACUGAUCCAAGCUUUGUAGCCAGUCAGCUGUUGUGGCAGGGACAACAAUGACAGUUAGUGGUGUGUGAAAAGAGUGUAAGGGUGCUACCAGCACAACUAUGAUUGUCAAACAACCAACUAGAAAGGAAAGGAAGAAUGGAAUUGUGUGAUAAAAGGAGUGUGAAUGAAACCACUUUUGAUAAAGUGGAUAGAAAGGACACAACAGUUUGAGUGUUCUAUGUACCUGAUGGCCACACUCCGGCCUCAGAGUGUGUGUGCACGUGUGCGUGAGUGUGCACUGCACACACACUGCCGUACAUGGCCAGUUCUCAACUCUUGCAUUUGGAAACCCUUGUUCAUCUAUAUGUGAGCUGCUCAUUUAAUGGCAGGUCCGUCCGCCUUGGCCUAUUUAAUAAUCUAAAGGGAUCCCAAUUUUUCGAGGGCUCAGGAGAAAUUGUGACGCCCUUUGGAAUUGCUGUGACUUUUUGUAUGCUUUUAAUUAUUAUUGUGAUAGAUGUUCUAUAUAUUGAUAGCUUUAGCUGGCCAAGACGGACAGGCAGCCAAGGCAGCUGGACUGUCACGUGUCACAUAAUAACUACGUGAAGUUCUCACUUGCGUUUGCCUUACAUACCGACACUUUUGUGUUUAGUCUUUUGGCAAUUAUCAGCGUCGUCUUCAGCGUUGUGUAAGCCGGACAACUUUUUCAAGGGUUUCCUUGUCAUUUUAGGUGCUAUAGCACAAAUCAUGGAUUUUCCUUUUUUUUAAGUGAAUGAUUAUUCAAAAAAAUAUUAUUCAGUUGUGUUGCAGUCAAAAGAACAGUUUUCUACACAACUUUAUAUAUAAACAUGUGUAAGGCAGUUGCACUGUGAAACAUGAAAUACAAGGUGAAGUUUGGCUUCUUAAAAAAUCAAACUUAAGGUAAUGAUGUAACUACAUAAUGUAGUUUUCCAAUAAUAAAAGACUAAACCUCCAAAUUGCAUUCAUGUAAGCAACACAGGUAGCAUUAUGAAUCACUGCCCUGUGGAAAAAAAAGUCUUGUAAUUACCAUAGUCACAAUUAUCAUGAAUAUUGAUGAUAACAACCCCUCUUAAUUAUGAUUACACCCAAAAAAGGAGGCCAAGAUCUUGUUAAAAAAAAAAAAUAAACAUUUUUGUGUACAACCUAGAUGGUGGCCCAGUCGGCGCAGAGAUCGCAGCCGGCAGAGAGCGCGGACAUUUUUGUUUUUUGUUUUUGUUUUUCUCACCACCGCCUUCACCAGCGAGGAAGUGCUUGGGAAGGAGGUUGGACGUAGCCGCGCCCUCUCCUGCCGUCUGCGGCCUGGACCGAGAUAGAUGUUUUGGUAGCGGUAAUCUUGGGGAGCAGCCAGGUCAUACGUCACCUAACAGAAGUCCUGGGGUCAGCCUGAGGCUCCAGAUAUAAAGAUAUAUUACUAAAAAAAAAAAAAAGGAAAGAAUGAAUAGAGGGAGAAAAGGAAAAGAAAGGAAGAGUACCUUAAUUCUGUGGUAAAGAGGUGAUGACCCCAACCCACUUCAAGUGCGGCGAAACGACCUGGCGCAUGUCAGCUCCCCGAUACUUCCGUUGUUCAUGCCACCCCCUAGUCACGAACAAAAUUGCAACCAAUGUCAGCAGUCUAAUAUCGUUUGUUUUAUUUGCAACAAUUUUAAGCAGAAAGUCACAAAAGUUUGUGGUUUCAUUUUACCUUUUUCUUGAAGAAUGAAAACAAAACCAAAAAUUAAAAAAAAGAGAAGGACUUUGUUACUCCCAGGAAAAUGAUUGAUAUAUAUAUAUUUUUUUCUUCUUCUGUUUUUCAGUUCUCACUCAUUGUUUCCAGUGAAUGAUUUAAGUGACUAAGUAAUUAUCCUUGUGUAAACUUUUUGUCUAUUGAUGAUUUCAUUAUAAUUGUCAAGUAUAGGAUGUAACAAGAAUGAUUUUAUGAACAAUAAUGACAACCAAAGACAUAUCCAUUA